CAUUCCCUUCUGCCAGUUACUUGCCACAGGGCAGCCUUAACUAAGUGGUGUUAACGCAGGGAUGGGUGAGGAAGCCACAGGCAACACAAUGUCUCCAGAAGAACAGCUGAAGAAGAACACCCCUGCUCAGAGGGCCAUCAAAAAGAUCCGUACGGCUAGCCUCGUCAUCAGCUUGGCACGGGGUUGGCAGCAGUGGGCAUCUGACCACCAUACGAAGCAAGUCCAGGAGCCCAGUGGGUGGGUGCCCUCAGAGGAGAAUCCCCCAAGGGAGAGGGUAUUUCCCAAACCACCAAACGAUUUCAAGAAAGACCAAUCAAAAGAUGGCGUGGCCUUUCCAUCAGUACCUCAGGAGCCAAAAGAAAAUGGAGAGCAGGCCCCGAGUGAAUCAAACGAAGCCCUCCAGAAACUUAACAUCAGAAGCAAAGAGGUGACAAAGACCAUUGUAAGUAAAGCCUACGAAAGAGGCAGUGGUGUGAGCCUCCUCAGUGACAAGUAUGAAAAAGACAAUGGGUGUUCGUCAACAGACAAGAGUACCGAAGACAUUGAUAAGCUUCUCAGUGGCAAAAUGUCCCCUACAAGGAGGAGGAAGUGUUCUAACCUGGUGUCGGAGCUGACUAAGGGGUGGAAACAGAUGGAACAGGAAGAUAAGGGCGAUGAACCGGAACUACAGAAUUAUCGUAGCGACAGCUUAGAUACCGAGGACAGUGGUUAUGGAGGAGACUCAGAGGAGAAACUGGAUGCUGACAACAGUAGUCAAGAAAUACGGACCGUGAGGAUAAAACGGCCUUCAUCAUCACUUGCAAACAGAAACGUCAAGGCCUCCAAGAAAUACAGCCCUGUCCACAAUCUGAGAGGGAGAUGGGAAGACUGGGCAGAUGAGCACAUGAUCACACAAAAGCUCAACCCUUUCAGUGAGGAGUUUGAUUACGACCUGGCCAUGUCCACCCGCCUGCGCAAAGGAGAUGAAGGCUAUGGCCGUCCUAAAGAAGGUACAAAAACGGCAGAAAGGGCCAAGAGAGCGGAGGACCACAUCCACCGAGAGAUGAAAGACAUGUGCUUCAUCAUCAGAACGAUGGCUCGGCACCGCCGUGAUAGCAAGAUCCAAGUCACUUUUGGUGACCUGUUUGAAAGAUACGUCCGCAUUUCGGAUAAGGUCGUUGGAAUACUCAUGAGGGCCAGGAAGCACGGGAUGCUGGACUUUGAAGGAGAAAUGUUGUGGCAAGGCCGGGAUGACCAUGUGAUAAUAACUUUGCUAGAAUAAUGCUAUUCUUCAUGGGAUAACCCAAAGCGUUAUCAGUUCCUGAUAACUCAGGUCAACUAUAUGUUGACUACUCCAGCUGAGACAUCCAAGUUCUUCUUGGGGUAGCCAGUGUUUUGGACUAUGAUUCCCAUCAGUCAGCACACCCAUUGGUCAGAUCAUGGGACCUGUAGUCCAUAAUAGCUAGAGGACAUCAUGUUGAAUGCCUGCGUCAUAAGAAAUAGUCAGAAUCUCCUCCCUUUAAGUAAUGUCUACAUGUUACUAGCAAGUUCAUGCUUCUUCAGCCAGUUUUAUAAGGCUGAACUGCACAGAGUAGAUUAGCAUAUAAGGGGAUGAAGUUUACAUUCUAUCAGAAUGCAAGUAGCUUUGCAUCUGUUCAAUAUAUACUGUAUGCUUGUUGGGUUUAAGAGGGGUAACAGCAGCAAAUUUAUCUAUUAACAUUUGGAAGUAAUGUUCAAGUACCCUGAUACCUCAGUUUUAAUACUAAAUCAGUGGAAACUGGGGCCUGAACUCUUAAGUUUAUGGCAUUCUUUCUACAUGACAUUUCAGGUGAAUGGAAAUAAUUCCUAGACUAAGUAUAAUAAACUAUACUGUAGCAUUACUUAUAUAAACUGUGCAAUAUACACAUUUAUAUUUACUAAGUCACUAUAAACUUCAGGAUGGCAUCAAUUUUAUAGACUAUGUAAGUCAACCUGUAGUUGCUUCAAAAUGUAUAGCUGGACUAUUUUGCUGUGUUUAAUUAUUUUUAUAACUAUGUAUUUAUGACGCUGAUUGACAAGUGCUUGAAAAAUGUAUGGGAAAGCCUCCGGAUAAACAGUAUUAUACUUUUACUGUUUAAUGUUAAAAUGUACCAAAACAAAACCUACCCCUAUCCCAUGUUCUCUUUCAAACUGAAAGAUCACUCAUCUUCUUACAGAAGAAAAAAAAGAUGUAUGACUAUUUUCAGUCAUAAAGCUAAUAUUGUCAGAAAUGUUUUUCAGGCAUUACAGAUAGGUUGGUGAAAAUGCUUUGACUCACAAUACAAACUUAUUUAUUUGCAGUAAAUUCCUUAUUUUGCUAAGGAAUAAAUUUCCUACAUAUAAAGGCAUGGAAUGAGACUUUAGAGAUUUGCAUACUAACAUUGUUUGCAAAACAAUGUGCUUUGAAAUAAGUGAUGAAAAAAGGCAAUACUCUCCUUGAACAAAAAAAUUGAUUGCUUUUGAGACUGCAAGAUUGAGUUUUAAUGUACUACUUCAGCUCUCUCUAUAUAUGUGAUUUCAUUUUGAAGAUUGUUUGCCCUUUAUAAUGCCAUUAUUUGCUUAGGUUCUAUACACAGGUGUGUGCACUUUAGAGCUGCUUUGAGUACCAGUAGUUCUCUAGAAUGGGGUCACAAGUGUCCCCAGUCUGCAGAUCGCAAGGGUAAGUUGUCAAAAAACAAUGUGUUGGAUAUUAUUUCUGCCAAAUACAAAAACCAUCAAUCAUCAAAUUCUUUUUGUUCUUUUACAUUAGCAAGAAAGCAUUAUACACACUCUCUCUCUGGUUGAAUCCAACACUAGUCCAACUCAAAAUUGACCCAUUGAAAUCAUAACCUAAAUUAGUUUUGUCCUAAUUUCAACGGAUCUACUCUGAGCAGGACUAGCACUGGAGAAAACUUUAUGCGCAUGCACAGACGGUGGGUUCCAUUGCAUUAUUCUGAUUGGAAGCUAUUCAUUAAGGUGUUGCUUAUUGAUUACUAUACUAUAUUGUGACAUGCAGCAAGCAGAACAACUGUUGCCUAUUUCUCCUGAGUCACUGGAGAGGAUCGACUACAGAAAUUUCUCACCAUAACAGAGGGGGUUAAUCCUAGAUUAAAAUGUAAGAGCCUUGCUGGAUCAUACCAAGGUCCAUCUCAGCCAGCAUCUUUUCUAGCAAUAGCCAGCAAAAUGCCCACCAAGAACCUAUAAGCAUCACAGAAGGGAACAGCCCUACCCGUGACCAGUAGCCAGAGCUGUAUCACCUCUGAACAUGGACAUUCCAUACAAGUAUCAUAGCUGUUUACGUCAUGUCAGUUCCUUUGAUUCGAGUUACCAUAAGUCUAGCAACCCCCUGAGAUGAGGAUGCUUGAAAAGAUUUGAAAAGAUUUGCAGGCAAUUGCAGACAAAAUCAUCAAUAAGUAUUGAUCAACAUGAACUCUGCAUACAGCUGCAAUGAAAAAUAUUUUUGUUGGGUUAAAGGAAGAUUCUAACUAGGUAAAAAUUUCAAAGGGCCUUAUAAACCUGUAAGAUACUAUUGACCCCUAAUACUGUCUACAAUGAUACUAGGGAAAGUAAUUUGUCUAUUAUGAAAAGACAAAAUAUUGGAUUUUUCUCUCUCUAUGCUUCAUGUUCAGAAGAAAUAGGUUCUCUGCCAAGCACUGGUAGGCAAGAAAAUCCAAAAUAGCCAUUCCAACCUGUUUUCAGUUCAUCGU
Molecule: messenger RNA, 3683 nt
Organism: Podarcis raffonei (Aeolian wall lizard)
Lineage: Eukaryota; Metazoa; Chordata; Lepidosauria; Squamata; Lacertidae
Gene: ABRA
Product: actin binding Rho activating protein
Exons: 2
Coding region: 62-1261 (399 amino acids)
Biological process (GO): positive regulation of transcription by RNA polymerase II; positive regulation of Rho protein signal transduction
Cellular component (GO): sarcomere
Molecular function (GO): actin binding
Source: RefSeq, a predicted model, not a curated record